GGGAGAGCAUCUGCCGCAUGUGAGAGCCUCCCUCGGUCAACAGCAGCGUCAUCCGGCAGCGAGAUCCGCUGAUCAUCUGGUCAUCACGAGAAAAGCUGCAGAAGGCGGAGCCACAAUCGUUUGUGAGCCGCUCUCAGCAGACAGACAGCUGCAUUGCAUUCGAUUCGUCCGUUCGUCAUCCGGCAGACCUAAAUAGGCAGACAGAUCCGGCAGAGCGAGAUCGGCGCAUCGAUGCCGCUGUGGCUGCUAUCGCUGAUUCUGCUCAUCGCGUUGGCCUUGUGGCUGCUGCCCGGCAUCAUCUUCGUCAGGCGUGACCAAUGGGCCAUAUGGCGUGUGCCGUGCAAGCGGCGGAUGCAGACGGCCGCCGUGGCCACGCUGUAUGGGUGUUUCGCGCUGCCGGUGCUGUUUAUCGGCGUGGCGGCUCUGUAUCGGGUCAACUGGUGGUGGAUUGUGCCGUAUGUGGUGUAUCUGCUGAGCGAUCGGAGGUCGACCUACGGCAACUGGCGGUCUCACUGGUUCAGAUCUCUCUCCUGGUGGAAACACUGCCGAGUGAGCGUUGUGCAUGCUUGAAGGCCUCCUGCAGGGAGGAUCCGAGUCUCUCUCUCUCUCUCUCUAAUGGGAUCAGGAUUAUUGGCCGGUAGAGUUGAAGCGGCAGGAUCCUUCUGUGCCUCUGAAGAAGGACCGGCCGUAUCUGGUGGGUGUCCAUCCGCACGGCCCUUUGCUGCCCAUAUCGAUGGUCAACUUCUUCACCGAGGCCACACACAUCACUGACGUCUUCCAGGGCACCCGCAUCUCACCCACGACCCUCAACGCCAUCUUCAUGCUCCCCGUCUUCAGAGAAAUUGUCCUUCUCUGCGGCGCCGUAAGCGAGCCAAGCAAUCGCGUGUGUCACACACACAGAGAGAGAAUGAACCCUGCCCUCUCCUCUCUCUCUCUCUGUGUGUGUGUGUGUGGUUGGUUCUAGGUAUCUGUGGCGCAGAAGUGCAUCGAGUCUGUGUUGAGGAAAGGCGGCGGGCACGGUGUGUCUAUCUAUGUGGGCGGUGCGCGUGAGGCGAGUCAGACAAGCGACAGGUACACUGUGCUGGUGUACCGGCGGAAGGGCUUCUUUCGAUUAGCGCUGCGAUACGGCGUCUACCUCUUCCCGGCAUUCACUUUCGGAGAAAACUAUAUCUACAGGUAGGGACUUGUCUGUCUCUGUGCCUGCCUUCCUGCCGAUGCCUGUGUGUGUGUGUGUGUGUGUGCAGGUAUAGGACACCCAAGACCGGCACAAUGUACUACCGAAUCAAUGGUCAGUCCCCCCAGUAGUCAGUCCCACACCACAGACGUCAUUCUUUGACCUCCUCCAAAUGCCCGUGUGCAUUGGAUGGACUGUGUGGUACAUAGAGCUGGCAAUGAGGUGGGUGGGGUACGCGGUGCCCUUUCUGGUGGGCCGGGGGAUCUUCCAAAAGUCCUUCGGCCUCCUGCCGCAGCGGCACCGACUGGUGACCAUCAUUGGCAACCCCAUCGAGUGCCCGCAGACUGACAACCCCACUGAGGAGCAAAUCAAGCACUACCAGGACCUCUAUGUGGCGGGGCUCAAACAGGUCUUCGAGCAAUUCAAAGACAGCUACGACCCGGAGGGCAAAGCCAAGGAGCUGGCAGUCGGAUAGCACCACCGUCGAGAGAUCGAGAGAGCGCCU
Vitrella brassicaformis is the source of this 1679-nucleotide messenger RNA. The record is from the annotation of a GenBank genome assembly. Lineage: Eukaryota; Vitrellaceae.